AUGGAUCAUGCUACCAUUAGAGAAAGACAAGUGAUUCUCAGUGUAUUAAAAACAACUGAUUAUAUUGGUAUGAAUAUCAGAGGUGGAAAUGAAUAUGGAUUAGGUAUAUAUGUAUCCAGGUUAGACAGAGGCGGAUUAGCUGAAAGAAAUAAUGUUUGUGUUGGGGACCAAAUUGUAGCUGUCAAUGGAACCAGUUUUGAGAAUGUCAAUCAUACAUCAGCUGUGGAGUUUCUUAGAGCUCACAGGACUCUUAAACUAACAUUAAAGGUAUGUAAACAAUUUUGA
Molecule: messenger RNA, 285 nt
Organism: Lottia gigantea (owl limpet)
Lineage: Eukaryota; Metazoa; Mollusca; Gastropoda; Lottiidae
Exons: 2
Coding region: 1-285 (94 amino acids)
Cellular component (GO): stereocilium tip; cilium; plasma membrane
Molecular function (GO): protein binding
Source: RefSeq, a predicted model, not a curated record